CAAUAUCUCUCUCUCUAUCUCUCUCCCUCUCUGGAUCGAGGGGUUUUAAGCUGGGGUUUUUAUCGUUGCCUUAGAAUUUGGAGCCUUUAUACUUCGAUUUGGGUUUCUUGGUACCUCCGAAACCCUUAACCUCCUCCCAAAUUUUACUCCUUUCGCUAGGGUUUUCAAUUGGGUUCUUCGUGAGUGUCUGCCGGAGUUUGUCUGGUCCUUCUUCCUAGUUGAUUCCGCUGCUCCGUGGGUUUUUACAACGGGGAAGUCUUCUUCUCCGGUACCUAGAUGAGAAUUCCGUGGGAGAUGAGUUAAACAAUAUUGGUGUCAAAGGAAUGCAAAUUUCGUUGGGUUGAUUCAAGAAAUGGUUUUACAUUUUACGCUGUGUAAAGUUGUAAUAAAGGUUGAAUAUGACCAAUGGAGGCGGAGAGGGUGGAAGUCAGCGGAGAGAACUACAAGGGAAAAGAAGUAUUUCUCGUGGCAAUGAUUUUUCGUACGCCGUUGUUAAAAUGGCCGCUGCGCAAAUAUGUGAGAGCGUUGAGAUUAACAGUUACCAGGAAUCACAGACACGCGAAGGUUUGAGAUUCAGUUCUUUUCAAGAGACUGCUCUUGAAACACUAACUGAUGUAGUGAUUCAAUACAUUCAAAACAUUGGGAAGACUGCGAAGUUCUAUGCUAAUAUGGCUGGUAGAGUAGAAGGUAAUGCUCUGGACAUUGUUCAAGCACUGGAGGAUUUGGGAUCUGGAUUGGGUUUCGAAGGUGCUCAUGAUGUUGAGCAUUGUCUUGCUGAUUCUGGUGUCGUCAAGGAUAUUAUUCGUUAUACAGGAGAAGCGGAGGAGAUUCCUUUCGUUUAUUCUCUUCCCCGUUUCCCUUUUAACAGAGGAAAAAGACCAGCUCCUAGCUUUUCCGAUAUUGGAGCAGAGCCACCAGAUGAGCAUAUUCCAGUUUGGCUUCCUGCAUUUCCUGAAACCAAGAUGUCUAACGGGUCAGAGGAGACUAAUGUUGACAAAAUAGAAGGGGAUGUGCAAAGUAGAGAAAAUGGACCAUCUUUGUCUAGUAUGCAGCAGUCUGUCGAUGUUGUUGAUAGGUUAAAAGUUCAGAAAUCCAUGGAUCAAAAGGAUGUUCAGAAACCAACUGAGGAACCGGAACCGGAAGGUAACCCAUUUCUUGCUGCACCACUUUGGGUUGGAGAGAAGAACUUGUCACGUGUGUUUCCCCCGUCAGAGCUAACGAAAGAAGAAAUUAGCAUUAACCACGUUCCUGAGAAACAUAUGAGCAAGAGCCAUCACAUUCCAGCACUUGAGGCAUAUGCUCUAUCUGAUAAGAUCAACGACAAGAACAGAUUAGCUGAAAUGGAAGAUGGAAAGAAAAGAGAUGGUGGAAGAACAGAACGAGCUUUGCUUCGUUUCAAGAUUGGGACUCGAAAAGCCUCUGUGUGUUGGACGUUAAAUCAGUGCUUAGAGGAAAAGGGUUGGUUUCAUGAGGAUGGAGACAAGAGGGAGAAGAAGGUAGAAUGCGAAGAAAAGCGCGAAAUUAUUGACGCAGAUGUAAAAUAGGUAUUUUGUCAUUUAGAAUUUGUAGACAGAAUAUCUUCCCAUCCUGAGUUUAGUGAUAGUUUGCAAUUGAAUACAUGACUUUUUUUAGG
Messenger RNA from Arabidopsis arenosa, 1633 nucleotides. The record is from the annotation of a GenBank genome assembly. Lineage: Eukaryota; Viridiplantae; Streptophyta; Magnoliopsida; Brassicales; Brassicaceae.